This is a messenger RNA of Strigops habroptila (Kakapo), 7621 nucleotides long. RefSeq names its product supervillin-like. NCBI's taxonomy places the organism in Eukaryota, Metazoa, Chordata, Aves, Psittaciformes, Psittacidae. Bases 682 to 6426 code for a protein of 1914 amino acids. Gene Ontology annotation, cellular component: cytoplasm; actin cytoskeleton. The record is from RefSeq and is a predicted model, not a curated record. Gene Ontology annotation, molecular function: actin filament binding; phosphatidylinositol-4,5-bisphosphate binding. The transcript is spliced from 39 exons. Gene Ontology annotation, biological process: actin filament severing; barbed-end actin filament capping; cytoskeleton organization.
GGGCGGGGGGCGCGGGGGCGUGGCCGGCGCGAGGGGCGCGUCGCGUCGCGUCCCGCCCCGUCCCGCGUGGGGCCGCGUGUCGCCGCGCGGCCGCUGCUCCCCGCGUGGGUCUUCCCGAGCGCGCCCGCGCACGCUCGCGCCGGGGCGCUGAGGCGAGGCGAGGCGAGGCGAGGCGAGGCGAGGCGAGGCGAGGGGCGCGGCCCCGCCCCGCCCCGGCGAGCCGAGGAGGCGGCCCCCUGCAGCGGGGGGCCGCGCCGCUUCCCCCGCCCCACUCCGCCCCGCCGGCCGGCUGCAGGGGCGGACUGACCGACCGGCCGACCGACCGAGGUCGCCGCUGCCGCCGGAGGCUGUGGCUCCCCCGCGCCGCCGGCUGUGAGGGGGAGUUGCCUUUUGAAUUGUGAGCCAAUUGUGGAUUUGGUUGUGGUGAUACAGAUCUACCUAGAGGGCCAGGCCUGGAUGGUUGGGAUUUAAGAUUUUGACAAAGAAAACUCAGUCAGAUUUAAACCUUCGCGAUUGCUCCAAAGGAAGAGAGCAUUAAGUUUUCAGAAGGAGUUCUCAUUUGAAGAUACAGAAGAACUUGCAAACAGCACAAAGGAUAUUGAUGCUAAUCUCUUAGCAGUACUUCCAAAAGUUUCAGAAUUAAGAAAACUGUUUGAACCAAACAACCAAGAUUUUUUGGAAAUGAAAAGAAAAGAGAGAAUAGCUAGACGCUUAGAGGGAAUUGAAAAUGAUACACAACCUAUGCUUCUACAGAACUGUCCGGGGUCAGUCACACACCGCUUACUAGAGGAAGAUACACCAAGAUAUAUGCGUGCAACUGAUCCAUACAGUCCCCACUUAGGAAGAUCAAAUGAGGAGGAGGAAACUUCAGAUUCUUCUGUAGAAAAACAACCCAGGUCAUCCAGAUAUCGAGCAGAAACCACAGGAGGUAAUACAGAGCCCUUGUAUAGUACAGGAAACAUGGAUGUCCAGGAACUAGAGUCAAAAGCAGAAAGAAUAGCUAGGUACAAGGCAGAGAGGCGGCGCCAGCUAGCAGAAAAAUAUGGAUUAUCUCUUGAUACUGAUUUGGAUUCUGACUACUCACCCAGAUAUACACGGGCAAGGAAAGAUCCUGACAGUGUGGAAAGAAAGGGAGUGAAAAGUGAAAGGCAAGAUGAUGAAAACAAGGACUGUGGCUCCUCAUAUUUGUCCAGAACUGAGACGAAGGAGUUAAAGAGUGUGAUUUCUGAAUCCAAAGAAUACUCGAGCCAUGAAAAAGAUGGUGUUCCAGAGAAAGAAGACCUCUCAAAUGAAAAGAGUGAUAGAAAAGCAGAUGAUGACAGUGCCAUUAGACAGGCUUCUGAUCCUUCAGCAACCUUGGAUAGUUCCAUCUCGCUUUCUGGACGAGAAUCUUCCUCCUACAAUGAAGUGCCAAUAUCACCAAAGCAAACCCCUAGAGAGUCCCUCUCUUCACCAAAGCGGGCAGCCUCACCAAUCCAUUUGCAGAAUGACCAGCCCUUGCACAGUAACAUCAGACAAAGUGAAUCUCGGUCUGAGAUGUCAACGGCAGGUAGCACUUUGUCUGCCAAUGGUGACCGUGAAAGAGGGCCACGAAGGCCGAGGCGUUAUUUUACUCCUGGUGAAAAUAGAAAGACUUCUGAGAGAUUUAAAACUCAACCUAUAACGUCAGCAGAACGAAAGGAGACAGAUAGGUCAAUUUUGAGUGCAGAAAUACCAACUGCUGAAGAUGAAGAAAAAAUGGAUGACCGAGCCAAACUAAGUGUAGCUGCAAAGAGGCUGCUUUUUAGAGAAAUGGAAAAGUCAUUUGAAAUGAAAAAUAUUCCUAAACCACCUACAAGAAGUUCAGCAGUAGAAAGAAGACUGCGGCGUUUGCAGGAUAGAUCACACACACAACCAAUUACCAGCGAGGAAGUGGUCAUUGCAGCUACUGAAUCUACCCCUGCUUCACGUUCUGUGAAUACCCACACAGUAGUGACAAGAGUACCUAGUCCCACUGUAGUUAAGAGCACUGUACAACCCAUCAGCUUGCAGGCAUCAGCACACCAAAAAAUUUUAGCUAAAGAGGAGAUAAGAGCAGCCAAAGAGGCAAUGGGGCAAGAUCCGUCUGAGGAACCAGAUUCUUCCACCUUAAGUUUGGCAGAAAAGAUGGCUUUGUUUAAUAAACUGUCUCAACCAGUAUCGAGGGCCAUCUCCACAAGGAGUCGAGGAGAUAUUAGGCACAGGAGAAUGAAUGCUCGUUACCAGACCCAGCCAGUCACUCUUGGAGAAGUUGAGCAGAUGCAAUGGAACAAGAGUAAACUGGUACAAAAUGAAAGUGGAAAAAUUACUGCCCUGUCAACUGCAGUUGCAACAUCAAUUUCAACAAUGGCAUCUGCCCUUUCUCCAUCGUACGCUGGAGACCUGCACACAAAGCCAGCUAGUGAUGGAAGUGUGAGUGCUGCCACUAGAGCUGAUUUGAGAUUCCACUCUUCAGCAGAAAACUCAGACUCUUCAGGAAAACGCACACAGAAGUCAGAAGAGUGGCAGCCCUCAAUGGAAGUGCUAGAAAGCAAAAGAGCAUCAAAGAAGCAUGAAGAAGAAAGAAAGAGAUUUCUAGCACAUGAAGCUAAUGAAAUUACAAAGUACAGCUCCUUUGAGGAAGAAACCACACAUCCUGUUCCUGAAAAAACAGGAGACUACCAUAAAGAGACACCAUACAGCUUCCUGAGGAAGGGCAGCUUGGAACUGUUCAGUUCGCAAGCACUUUUUCAGCCUCUUGAACAGAAGGAAAUGGAUACUGGCAUGCAAGGUAAAUGGGAAGUCAAAGAAGGCCGGUCCUUUGAAGAAAAUAUGGAUUUGGAAAGUGUUAUGAAAAGCAAGACUUGGCAAAGAGACCAUGCUGAGCCUACUUCUGAACUCACCAGCACAUCAGCAAUGAGAACAGUUUCACAAACUGCAGCUGCAGCAUCCUGUAGACUACAGGAGCUCUCUGAACAAUUGGAAGGCAAAUUGUAUAAGAAUUCCUGUGAGAUGUUUUCUGUUGGAGAGAACAAAGCACAAACAACUGAGGAUGUCCUUGAUAAUUCUAGCAAAACGAUGUCAAUUAAGGAAAGGUUGGCAUUAUUGAAGAAGAGUGGUGAAGAAGAUUGGAAGAGCAGGCUUGGCAAAAAGCAGGAGUAUGCAAAAGUGCCUGUCACUGAUCGUAGCACACAGAUGCAAGAAGUUGAGCAGCUGUUGAAGAAGGAACCUGUAUAUGCUUCUACUUACUCUCCUGUUAUACCCGCUCUCCAUAAAUUUCAUCCUUUUCUACCUAUUAAUCAGAGAAUGACAGAUAACCAGGAGAGCCAAAUGACCAUUGAAGAAAGGAAACACCUGAUUACAGCUCGAGAAGAAGCCUGGAAGUCCAAGGGUAAAGGAGCAGCCAAUGACUCCACACAGUUCACUGUAGCUGGCCGAAUGGUAAAAAAAGGCCUGGCUUCUCCAAGUGCGCUAACACCAGUAGCAUCCCCUUUCAGUAACCGGCAGAAGUCUACCACUCCAGUUACAAAGCCCUUGGAAGAAAUUGAAGCCAGGCCUGAUAUGCAAUUGGAAUCUGAUAUGAAGCUUGACAAGUUGGAGUCGUUCUUGGGAAGGCUGAAUAACAAAGUUGCUGGGAUGCAAGAGACAGUGCUGACAGUUACAGGAAAAUCUGUGAAAGAGGUGAUGAAGCUGGAUGAUGAUGAAACAUUUUCCAAAUUUUAUCGCCGUGUGGAUUUCCCUUCCUCCUCAGUGCCUUUGGACCUUGAUGAGGACUUUGAUGCUAUCUUUGAUCCUUAUGCACCAAAGUUAAUAUCUUCUGUAGCAGAGCACAAACGGGCAGUUAGGCCUACGCGCAGAGUCCAGUCCUCAAGGAACCCUCUGAAAAUGCUGGCAGCAAGAGAAGAUAUUCUUCAUGAAUAUACUGAACAAAGACUGAAUGUUGCCUUCAUGGAAUCGAAGCGAAUGAAAGUAGAAAAAAUGUCUACAAACUCAAAUUUCUCAGAAGUAGCACUUGCUGGCUUGGCAAGCAAAGAGAACUUCAGCAACAUUAGCCUGCGGAGCGUUAAUCUAACAGAGCAAAACUCUAACAACAGUGCUGUGCCAUACAAGAAGCUAAUGCUGCUGCAAAUUAAAGGAAGAAGACAUGUUCAAACAAGAUUAGUUGAACCAAGGGCCUCGUCACUGAACAGCGGAGACUGUUUCCUGUUGUUAACUCCACAUUUAUGUUUCUUGUGGGUAGGAGAGUUUGCAAAUGUCAUAGAAAAAGCAAAGGCUUCAGAACUUGCAACUUUAAUUCAGACAAAGAGGGAACUUGGCUGUAGAGCUUCUUAUAUACAGACUAUAGAAGAAGGAAUAAAUACCCAUACCCAUGCAGCCAAAGACUUCUGGAAACUCCUUGGUGGACAGACAAAUUAUCAGUCUGCUGGAAGUCCUGAAGAAGAUGAAAUGUAUGAAGCUGCAAUAAUAGAAACAAAUUGCAUAUACCGCCUCGUAGAAGAUAAACUCAUUCCUGAGGAUGACUACUGGGGAAAGGUGCCAAAAUGUACCCUGCUACAACCAAAAGAGGUGUUGGUGUUUGAUUUUGGCAGUGAAGUAUAUGUGUGGCAUGGAAAGGAAGUUACUUUAGCACAAAGAAAAGUGGCAUUCCAGCUGGCAAAACACUUGUGGAAUGGCACCUUUGACUACUCCAAUUGUGACAUAAAUCCUCUGGACCCAGGGGAAUGCAAUCCCCUCAUACCCAGAAAGGGACAAGGACGCCCAGACUGGGCUGUGUUUGGCAGACUCACAGAACAUAAUGAGACAAUAUUGUUCAAAGAAAAAUUUCUUGAUUGGACAGAGCUGAAGAAACUCAAUGAGAAGAAUUCUAGUGAAUCCCUUCACCAGAAGGAAGAAUCCAGAUCUGACUCUAAACCAUAUGAUGUCAUGCUAAUGGUGGCUGUGCCUCAAACAACUGUAGGCACAGUCUUGGAUGGAAUGAAUAUUGGCCGGGGCUAUGGACUUGUGGAAGGAGAAGAUGGGAGGCAGUUUGAAAUUAUCACUGCAUCUGUGGAUGUCUGGCACAUCCUGGAAUUCGAUUAUAGUAGACUGCCUAAGCAAAGCAUAGGGCAGUUCCAUGAGGGAGACACAUACGUGGUGAAGUGGAAGUACAUGGUGAGCACUACAGUUGGAAGCAGGCAAAAAGGAGAUCAACAAGUAAGGGCUGUUGGAAAAGAGAAAUGCGUGUAUUUCUUUUGGCAAGGAAGGCACUCCACAGUGAGUGAGAAAGGGACAUCAGCACUGAUGACAGUAGAACUUGAUGAAGAGAGAGGAGCACAGGUACAAGUGCUUCAAGGGAAAGAACCACCAUGCUUCCUGCAGUGCUUCCAAGGAGGGAUGAUUGUGCAUGCUGGAAGAAGGGAAGAGGAAGAAGAAAAUGCACAAAGUGACUGGAGGCUAUAUUGCGUGCGAGGAGAAGUUCCCAGUGAAGGAAACUUACUUGAAGUAGCAUGUCACUGCAGCAGCCUGCGUUCCCGGACAUCCAUGAUUGUCCUCAAUAUAAAUAAAGCUCUUAUCUACCUGUGGCAUGGCUGCAAAGCACAAUCUCACACCAAGGAUGUAGGAAGAACAGCAGCCAAUAAGAUAAAAGAACAGUGUCCGCUGGAGGCAGGGCUGCACAGCAGCAGCAAGGUGACGAUUCAUGAAUGUGAUGAAGGGUCAGAGCCCUUGGGAUUCUGGGACGCAUUAGGAAGGAGAGAUCGAAAGGCCUAUGAUUGCAUGUUGCAAGAUCCUGGAAAGUUUAAUUUCACCCCCCGCCUGUUCAGCCUCAGUAGUUCAUCGGGAGAAUUUUCAGCCACUGAGUAUGUUUACCCUUCAAGAGACCCUGCUGUCAUCAAUUCCAUGCCAUUCUUGCAAGAGGAUCUUUACACUGCUCCUCAGCCAGCACUGUUCCUUGUUGACAAUCACCAUGAAGUGUACCUGUGGCAAGGCUGGUGGCCUGUGGAAAACAAAAUUGCUGGAUCAGCUCGAAUUAGGUGGGCUACAGACAGGAAAUGUGCCAUGGAGACAGUGCUCCGGUACUGCAAAGGAAAAAAUGUAAAGAAGCCCCCCAAAUCCUAUCUAAUUCAUGCUGGCCUGGAGCCUCUGACCUUCACUAAUAUGUUCCCAAGUUGGGAACACAGGGAGGACAUCGCAGAGAUCACAGAAAUGGAUGCAGACGUUUCUAAUCAGAUAAUCCUUGUGGAGGACGUGCUGGCCAAGCUGUGUAAAACAGUGUAUCCGUUAGCAGAUCUCUUAGCUAGGCCUCUACCUGAGGGAGUUGACCCACUGAAACUUGAAAUUUAUCUUUCAGAUGAGGACUUUGAGGUUGCAUUAGAGAUGACGAGAGAAGAGUACAAUGCACUGCCAUCUUGGAAGCAGGUUAACCUGAAGAAGGCAAAAGGACUUUUCUAAGUUGUGUUUAUUGGAGUGAAUACUAAAGGGAUGUCAGUUUUCACUUUCUAUGCCCUUUAGAAGAAUUGUACCCCGCAUUUACAGAAUAAAUAGAAAUAACCUGAAGUUAUUAGUGACUACCUGUCUGGAGGUGUGUAAUAUUAUAAAAGGCCAAGAGAACUCUUUGGAAACGGAAUUCAAUUUUGACUCUUAAAGGUAACGUGGUUAAGCUCUACUCUCCUAUGCACUUAAACAGUAGUUUCUUGAGCUACUGCUGCAGGUGUCCUUUGGCUAUAUACAAUACUUGCCAUUUUUGUUUUUGAAGAAGUUCUCUUUGUAAAGUGUUAUUUUGUUAGUUUGUGGAUUACAAAGAAUUUAUAUUUAUAUAAACACAUAGAACAAGUAUGUAUUUAACAAUGCAAUAUAUAUUCACUUUCAAGACUUUCAUGUCAAAACUACAGAAGAGUAGCUGGAUGGCAGUUGCUUGUACUGAAUUAGCUAUACCACCAAUAUGUAUCUCCUACGCAUUCUGAAAAAUUUCUCUUUGCAAUAGCUAAUGAAUUGUUCUCAGUGCUGCUUCAGGUGCUAAACUGAACAAAGCGUUUGUAUUUAUAGCAUGGAUUUCUUGAGAAACUAUGUGAAUCAACCUUUAUACUUUAUUAUCCAAAAAUGUAUAGUGCCUUGUUUUUUGUGUACAGUUUAUAUACAAAAAAAAAAAUUGGUCUGCAUUUUGAAGAUGGCUUAGAAUGGUCUCCUACAUUACUUUUAUAAUAGUAGAAAUAAAAACAUCUCAGUUUCUAAUCCUUGUUGUAAACAUUAAACAUGUCUUUUGUGAUAUGAGAACCAAAAGUAAAAGCUUCUGAAUAAACUCUUAGCAAUGCUCUGACUUGUCACUACUUUGUACUGUAACCUGUACUAAGUCAUUGGAACCUUCCAUAACAUGGUAUUUUAUCAAAAUAUUUUAAUCUUUGCUAUCUGCGGGUGUUGUACAGAGUUAUAGUUUGAGAAGCAGAUAAUGUAGAAAGUAAUCAAUGUAUGAGAUAAAAUUAGGUCAUGCAACACUUUAAUGCUCAAUGUUGGAACAGUCACACAACUCCUGCAUCCUUUGGGUUUCCCUGUUUUAUACAUGAAACCAAAAUUAUUGUGCUGGUUUUCAAACUCUGAAAAAAUCUUUUCAACCUUUGUGCAAUUGGGAGUAAACUUGAACUGAAAAGGA